CCGAAGGAUAUCAUUCCACUCUAGUGAACGACACUCGCAAUCGCCAACAUCAGAUUGCCCUCACUAUUUCGCUUGUCCUGGUCACUUGUACUGUUUUCAUUCCCGUGAUUGUCAAAAGUCACUCGCCGCCGUUUCUUGGCACUCGCCACCCUGGGAGCACAACCCUCACCUGCAUCACGUUACGACAUCCCGUCGACACCUUCACAAUAUCUCGCACCCCUCGAGCGCACCUCCAAUUCAGCUCGUUAUGCGCCCUUAUUUCCCCGCGCAAUUCACCUAACCAUCGCAAUGGACUCCGACCAACCCGCCAACACUCCCAGAUCCCCUGAAGAGUCUUCUUCCUCCCGUCGCGAUGUCACACCGCCGUCCGAUCCCUUCGUCCCCCGGCCCGCCCGUCCAGGCUACUUGACAGUCGGCUCCGGAUCGACACCAGAAGCAGCGGCUCGUCUUGUAAACAUGCUCGAUCAUGACUCGGGAUAUGGAGGAAGUUUAGUCAAUGGCGAAACCUCUGGACCAAGCUGGCAUCCUAACAUGGGCGAAGACAGACCUACGCCGCCUCUCACUCCCUUCCUAAACGGCGGGGUAGGCUCUGCCAACUAUGACCGACAGCGCAGCCAUGUGCUGCAGCUGCGGUAUAACCAGAACAAGAAUGUCCUCGCGCGUGCCAUCCACGGGACCAUCGAGACGCUCCAAAGUUUCCAAGAGAUGAACAUGAAGUGGCCAGCGCACUAUCCUUCUGUACAGCCCGAUCCGAAGUCUCCCACAUAUAACCGUGCCGACCCCCGGCCUUCCCUCCAUCAUACUCAAUCCUCCCUGACCGACCUCGACCUCGAGCGCUCGGGUGGACGACCCCAGCCACCAAAACGAGCGGGCACAUCGCUGGGAGAAGCCACAACUGUGGCAGAGUCAAGUUCCGCCGCAGAACGGGAGCCGAAGCAAGAACCUAGAUUAGUCACGCCACAGCUUGCUCAUGAUUUUUCUGUGCUUAAACUAGAACUGCGUCUAGGAAGCCGGAACCAGACGGACUUGGUACACUCUCUAGAGAAGGGCUCGAUUGCUUCUCUGCUGGACGGCCAGAUCCAGCAGAGCAUUCGUCAUCUCUACGCCAUCAAGGAGAGAAUCGAGGACACGUCAAGCAAGGUCCUCGUAACCGGAGACCUCAACGCAGGAAAAUCUACCUUCUGCAAUGCCCUCCUUCGGCGGAAACUUCUUCCAGAGGAUCAGCAGCCAUGUACUAGCAUUUUCUGCGAGGUCCUUGACUUUCGGGAGAAUGGUAGCGUAGAAGAGGUCCAUGCGGUACCCAUUGGUUCCACGUACAACCGCCACGAUGAGAGUACAUACACUGUCUUCGAGCUGAAGGAUCUGGAGAAGAUUGUGACCGAUAACGAACACUUCUCACAAUGCAAGGUCUACAUUCAAGACAUUCGAUCUAUGGACGAAUCAUUGCUCAACAACGGAGUCGUUAAUAUUGCCCUUAUAGACGCCCCAGGCUUAAACGCUGACUCCGUAAAGACUACCGCAGUUUUUGCCCGCCAGGAAGAGAUUGAUGUGGUUGUUUUUGUAGUCUCUGCUGCUAAUCAUUUCACUCUCUCAGCCAAGGAUUUCAUCUUCAAUGCAGCCCGCGAGAAAGCAUACAUCUUCAUGGUGGUCAACGGCUUCGAUAAUAUUCGAGAUCAGCAGAGAUGCCAAGAGAUGAUCCUGAAGCAGGUUAAACAUCUGAGUCCGGCUACGUUUAAGGAGUCAAGCGAACUAGUCCACUUCGUAUCAAGCAAUGCUAUCCCCAUGAUUGCGGCAAGCAGUGGAAGCGGCUCUCCUGGCGACGGCGAUGGAGAUGAUGACCCUUCCGACAAAGGCAAGGGCAAGGCAAAAGAGGAGGAAAAGAUUCGCGAUUUCGCAGAGCUGGAAACAUCGCUGCGGCGAUUUGUCCUGGAGAAGAGGGCAAGGUCUAAACUUGCACCCGCGAAGACAUAUCUUCUGAACGUCCUAGGAGACAUCCACAACCUCGCCACCAUCAAUCGGGAUGUUGCUCAGUCGGAGCUUGACAGAGUGAAGAAAGAGAUGGAUGCUCUUGAACCAGAGUACGAGGAGUCGAAGAAAGCACGGACCGAAGCAGGCGAGACCGUUGAUCGUCUCGGCGAAGACACAACAUCAGAAGUUUACGGCUACACCCGAGAUACGCUGAACAACUGCAUCGCACGAAUAGGAGAACAGGACCAUGGAAUCUCAUAUCCAGGACUUCUCUCCGCCUACCAAUAUGCAGAGGAUCUCCGAGAUUCAAUGCUACAUGAAAUUUCCGAAACCGUGCGCCUAUGUGAGGAACACGCACGGCAACAAGCCGUACAAGGUUUCAAUGGAAUCAAGAACAUCGGCGUAAUCCACCUUGGAAACAACCUCUACGCUGAUAUCAUGUUCCGUCCAGAGAGGAUGUUCAGGAAACCAAUGCACGCUUUAGCCCGCCAGGUUGAUAUUGACAUCGAGCUCUGGGACUUCUUUGACAUUGCCAGCCUCUGGGAACGGCAGGAGAAGGUUGCCGGUACUAGCAUGGCUAUCACAGUUGCAGGUAUGGUUGGAGGUAGAAUGAUUGGUGGUGUUGGGUGGAUCGACGGUGUGUUUGGGGCCGCCAAGAUUAUGGGCUCCAAUAAUGUGCGGAAGCUCAUAAUACCUGGCAUCAUUGCUGGCGUCGCCAUCGGGAUAUCAUACGUCCUAACUUCAAUUCCUCAUUCUCUGCCACACCGCCUCAGCACAAAACUGUCGUCUCAGCUCACAGCAAUCGACUACACCCACGCCAACGCUCUUCGCAUUUCCUCGGAGCUCCGUCGUGCGCUCAAAGGCCCAGCCAACGAUGUCCGCAUCGGCCUGCAACGUAAUGUCGAGAAGCUGCAACUCAAGAAAGAAGAGACCAGCAAGUUUAAGACGGAAUCCGAAACCGCGAGAAAGUACUUUAGUAACUUGGUCCGCAGUAGCAAUGGUUUGAUGGAGGGUGUUCAGAGAGUCGAUCUAGAGGCUGCGCCGCCGGCAUUUGUGGGCGCGAAUCAUUAGAUGUGUGCGAGAUGUGUAGGCUAUAAUAGGAGCAGUGGAUUCGGAUUCGCUUACUCGGUGUGUAGUAGAUGAGUCGAGAUGUGAAACGCCAUGAUUCAACACUUCAUGAAAUGGCUGGCGUUAGGAGAUGGGUGGAUGGAUGGGGAUGGAUAUAUCACGAACCCCAACCAAGGGAACACGGAACAAGACUACUCAAUCUUUUUCUCCCGUAGGAAUACUACCUCCGUGCUGUACAUACACAAAAUUCUAUAUCCUCCUUUUGAAUACGAC
Messenger RNA from Lindgomyces ingoldianus, 3309 nucleotides. RefSeq names its product mitochondrial fusion GTPase protein. The transcript is spliced from 2 exons. Gene Ontology annotation, biological process: mitochondrial fusion. Gene Ontology annotation, molecular function: GTP binding; GTPase activity. Bases 289 to 3039 code for a protein of 916 amino acids. Gene Ontology annotation, cellular component: mitochondrial outer membrane. Lineage: Eukaryota; Fungi; Ascomycota; Dothideomycetes; Pleosporales; Lindgomycetaceae. The record is from RefSeq and is a predicted model, not a curated record.